AUCUCUUCUCAUUCAACACCAUCUGCAAGGGACAACCUCGCUUUUCCCUCCUGCUUCCUUCUUCACUCUCUCCCUUCUCAACGCUACUCUGUUUUGUACCAGCGCACAAAGACUCUCCUUCCUCCCUUCCCUCCUUCUCUACUAUUCGUUUAUACCCACUCACCUUCACCCCCUCUCUAUCAUAUACUUUCGUUAUCCUUCCUGUCACUUCUAAUUCUCAUAUCAGUCAUGGCAACAUUGGCCAGAAUUAUGCGAGGCAUUGCCAUUAAGGCGCUGCAAUGUGGCUCCAUACCUCAGCAUGUUGGCUUUAUUAUGGAUGGCAACCGCAGGUAUGGUCGCAAGGUGCAAGUUGGAAACGGCAAAGGCUAUUAUCUAGGAUACGAGACGCUAGAAGAGAUUUUGGCAGUGUCAAUGGAACUAGGCGUCAAGGUCGUCACUGUGUACGCCUUCAGCAUUGAAAACUUCAAGCGCCCGCCAGAUCAAGUCGAGACGUUGAUGGAGCUGGCCAAGGCCAAGCUGGCAGAGCUAUGUGAGCACAGUGAACUGGUCAAUCGCUACGGCAUCGGUAUUCGAGUACUGGGAGACGAUACUCUGCUCCCUGAGGAUGUCCGUAAAGUCGUGCGUCGUGCGGUGGAACUCACUAAGAAGAAUAACAGGGCCAUCCUCAACAUGUGCUUUCCAUAUACCUCACGCGAAGAGCUCACCAUGGCAACACGUUCCCUCGUCAGCGGCAUUGAAGCAUAUGAGCUGGAUCCAAGCGAUAUCACAACAAGUGCUUUGGAGAACAGCCUUUACACGCGCUCUUGUCCUCCCAUGGAUAUUUUGAUCCGCACCUCAGGUGAAAUUCGACUCAGCGAUUUUAUGCUUUGGCAGUCUUCCCGGGCAUGUCAUGUUGAGUUUAUUGACUGCUAUUGGCCCGAGUUCACGUUCUGGAAACUUGUCCCGAUUCUUCUGAGAUAUCAACUUCGUGCCGGAUCUAUAGCACAGUCCAGGCGGGAGUACGAGAGAAGAGAUGGAACCGAUGCAACUAUAUUCGCAUCAUCGAGCUGUGGUAGCGCCGCAUGCGAGCAGGAUGCAGUAGAGGAUGCGUUAGAUAGCCGAUGUAUCAGUGAACCGAUAACCCUUCACCGCAAUUCUUCAGAGUCAACCUUAAUUACCGAGGAGCUCGAUGACGACCGAGACUUGGACAUGUAUGACUGCCAGGCAAAGGAGAAGAGACGGCGUGUAAAAGAGUUCUUAGCCCAUCGGGGACAUUUACCGAACUGUCCACUGGUCCAGCUACAAUAAAGUGCUUUUUGUGUUCAGC
Gamsiella multidivaricata is the source of this 1306-nucleotide messenger RNA. RefSeq names its product putative undecaprenyl diphosphate synthase-domain-containing protein. Gene Ontology annotation, molecular function: ditrans,polycis-polyprenyl diphosphate synthase [(2E,6E)-farnesyl diphosphate specific] activity. The record is from RefSeq and is a predicted model, not a curated record. Gene Ontology annotation, cellular component: dehydrodolichyl diphosphate synthase complex; membrane; endoplasmic reticulum. The transcript is spliced from 4 exons. The coding region runs from base 229 to 1287 and encodes 352 amino acids. NCBI's taxonomy places the organism in Eukaryota, Fungi, Mortierellomycota, Mortierellomycetes, Mortierellales, Mortierellaceae.